AUGGGGAGGAGCAAUGGCGGGGGGGUGGCUGGGCGGGUGGCGGUGAUGGGCGUGUUGGCGGUGAUGGCGAUGGUGGGGAGCGACGAGGGCCUCACGAAGGGCGGUUGGGCGCAGCGCUGCUUCUGGCGCAGCAGCGGCUGCAGCCGUGGCUUCCUCCCCAUCAUGAUGGCGCACGCUGCUCCCCUUGACCCCACCCAGUGUGAGCGUGUGAUUGCGGGAGUGUGGGGAGUCCGAGU
This is a messenger RNA of Closterium sp. NIES-65, 236 nucleotides long. NCBI's taxonomy places the organism in Eukaryota, Viridiplantae, Streptophyta, Zygnematophyceae, Desmidiales, Closteriaceae. The record is from the annotation of a GenBank genome assembly.